CGCAACUUUGUUGUUAAAAUAAAAUAAGCAACACGGAAUCUUUCAUUACGGGUCAUUAGAACGGUAUAAAAAAACGUUACACAACGAAAACACCUCAAUUCGUGCCAGUGCCUCAGAAGCGACGAACAACAGUUCCACGCCAAAAUGAACCGAUUAUCAACCAUAUUUACCAUAGUUCUAUUGGUAGCUACCACCGCCAACGGGAACCACAAAGUAGUGUUGAAAAGUCUGAGUCAAGCUCAAAAUGAAUGCACACAGUAUCUCUCCCAACCGAGCUACCAGCAGGACUUUUGUCACAAUCGCUGCACACUGCGCGUUCUUCGAGCCUGGAACGAUUCGACUGGUAUCAUUGGACUACCACUGGCACGCCACUACCACUACAGCAAACAAGACUACAGCAGCAUUUACAAUCGCACAAGUAGCUGUCUAGAGUGCAGGCUACGUGAUAUUCCCACGUGUGAAGUGUGCAAACGGGCUUCCGUAUCAUUGGACUGCUUCCGUCAGAACUACGGGAGCGCCCUUGAAACACCGCAGCUUGUUCCGCUGCCUAAGCUGCUCCAAAUAAGCACCAUACUCGAAUGUGCCAGCAUCCUGCAGAUUGCGCCCCACGAGCUUCCAGUGUACGCCAGCACCCAGUUCCAGUUCAAUCAGCAAGCUCGCUGUCUGAUCCGGUGUAUUAUCACCCGUCAGGGUCUAUACGAUGACGCCCGUGGACCCAACCUGGACCGGAUGUACGUACAGUGUGGCGGCUAUGACACCCCCGAAGAGCUGUUUAAACGGGACGCUCAACGGUGCGUCGACCGGUUGAGGGCCGAGUGUUUGGAUAACUGCACGCUGGCCGCACGAAUCGCGAAGGAGUGUUUCCCACAGAACUCGGGCCCAGUGGCAGCGGCAACGACUCUCCUAGGGUCAGUCGCACAAGCCGUAUCUUCGCCGGGAGUGGCUUCUAUUUUCGCGGGACCAAGCUAUGUGCAUAUUCCGAAAACGGGCGGGAUUCCGCUGCAUCCUUUAGUGGAUGUUUCGUUAACCAUUGAGGCGGAUUAGGUUACCAAUUUUUAACUUAGGGUGCGAGUUGGAAGGAAAACUAAAUUAGCUGUGUACAUACUAGAAUAUAUUUAAUAUAGACAUUUAUUUAUUACUCAUGACUUGUUUUCACUUCCCGGCCAAGAAUUUGGGAAAAAAUUCAGUAACAAUACGGUUCUGAAGCAGUCACUUUUUGUCUUGUCUAUUAAGACGAGGUAUAGAAACCGCCCAAACUUCGACAAUUUAUCCCGAUACCCCCGGUAGUUAAGUCCGUGUUCAACUUGUCUCCCGUAACGUCCUUUUUUCUAAG
Topomyia yanbarensis is the source of this 1333-nucleotide messenger RNA. Its product is annotated as general odorant-binding protein 45-like. Gene Ontology annotation, molecular function: odorant binding. Bases 145 to 1044 code for a protein of 299 amino acids. Gene Ontology annotation, biological process: sensory perception of smell. Lineage: Eukaryota; Metazoa; Arthropoda; Insecta; Diptera; Culicidae. The transcript has a single exon. The record is from RefSeq and is a predicted model, not a curated record.